Messenger RNA from Penicillium verhagenii, 267 nucleotides. RefSeq lists its product as uncharacterized. Lineage: Eukaryota; Fungi; Ascomycota; Eurotiomycetes; Eurotiales; Aspergillaceae. The transcript has 2 exons. The record is from RefSeq and is a predicted model, not a curated record. The coding region runs from base 1 to 267 and encodes 88 amino acids.
AUGCCAAGACGUGGUCGUAUUCUCUUGGACCCUUGGACUUUGGACCCUGAAUCGGGAACCUCUGACAGCCUCACCAAAACGUUGCCGCCUGCAUCAACCCAACUGCCGUUAUUCACUGCCGAUGCAUAUGAGGCGGGGGAUGAGAGUUCCCAAUUGGAAAUGCUAAAAUCAACCUCGUCGACCUCCCUAGCGGACUUGGCACUGCGUGAGGUGAUCGUGCUCAUCGAUGGCGAACGCGAUGGUGAGGUCUUGGCAUCCCCCAUAUAA